Solanum lycopersicum (tomato) is the source of this 1160-nucleotide messenger RNA. Its product is annotated as serine/arginine-rich SC35-like splicing factor SCL33. Gene Ontology annotation, cellular component: nuclear speck; cytoplasm. Gene Ontology annotation, molecular function: RNA binding. Gene Ontology annotation, biological process: mRNA splicing, via spliceosome. NCBI's taxonomy places the organism in Eukaryota, Viridiplantae, Streptophyta, Magnoliopsida, Solanales, Solanaceae. The record is from RefSeq and is a predicted model, not a curated record.
GAAAGGAAAAUUAUACAACUUUAUAUAGCCCCUUUUUUCCUUCUCAUCUGCCAAUAAGAAAUCUUGGUUUGCCCUAAUUUGGUGCAAACUUUUCUAUAUCCGCCGUCACCUAAUUUGUGAAUCUAUACUCAAAUUCAACUUCUUGUUUCUUCAAAGAUUAUAUUGAUUCUGCUGGAAUGAGGAGGAGAAGUUACAGCCCAUCACCACCAAGAGGUUAUGGCAGAAGAGGAAGGAGUCCAAGUCCCAGAGGUCGAUAUGCUGGUCAUGGUAGAGAUGGUCCGACUAGUCUUUUAGUUCGAAACCUUCGCCAUGAUUGUCGGCCAGAAGACCUCAGGAGGCCAUUCGGGCAAUUUGGCCCUGUGAAGGAUAUUUACUUGCCAAAGGACUACUACACUGGUGAACCACGAGGCUUUGGAUUUGUCCAGUUUGUGGAUCCUGCUGAUGCUGCAGAUGCUAAGUAUCAGAUGGAUGGACAAGGUUUUCAAGGUCGGCAACUGACUGUGGUUUUUGCAGAGGAAAACAGGAAAAAACCUACUGAAAUGAGAUCUAGGGAACGCAGUGGAAGUCAUAGGAGUAGCCGCAGCUAUGAUAGGAGACGUACUCCACCUUCACGUUAUGCAAGACCAGGAUCACACAGCCGUGAUUACUCUCCCAAGAGAAGGCCGUACUCGAGGUCUGUCUCACCUGAAGAGAAAAGAUACAGUCGUGAGAGGUCAUAUUCACGAUCCCCUCCUCGGGACCUGUCUCCUCCACCACAUAAUGGAUCAAGGAGUCGAAGUCAAACUCCAGUCAGAGAGCACCCACCAUACAAUGGCAGUCCAAGGAGCCGUAGCAGAAGUCCAGUUAGGAGGGAGCGUUCUCCAGUUAGGGGUCACAGCAGGAGCCCUAGUAGGAGCCGUAGCAGGAGCCCUGGUUGUGCUCCCUACUCACCAUGAUCCAAACUGCUAUGUGUCUUCAUGAUUCUGAACUCUUUAUGUCUUAAGUAGAUGAAUGCUGUAAUAUGGAUCUAUCUUUGGUGCUGUUUCUAAACUCGAAUAUCCGUUUUAUGCGACUCUUUUUCUUUUUGAUUCUGGGUAUUUUUAUGAGAUCUAUGUGGUAAACUCAAUUCCUUCAUGUGCUUCGUGUAUGCAUGGGAAAAUGGAUGCAUUUUAGUUUGUCUC